UAUUAUUAUUGUAAAAAAUGGAGCAAAUAACAAUAAAACAGGAAAUUGACGAUAGUGUGAGAGAAAUAGAGACUGGUGAUAAUACAGAAAUUAAAUACGAAGAAAAAUUAAAAUACACAAGCCUUAUAGCCAAACCCAUGGCCCCAAAAAAAUUAACCAAAAAAAUUUAUAAGUGUAUCAAAAAAGCUGCAAAGCAUAAAUCUUAUCUUCGAAAUGGUUUGAAGGAUGUUCAGAAGCAUCUUCGCAAAGGAGAACAAGGAUUGGUAGUCUUUGCUGGAGAUGUAUUUCCAAUAGAAAUCAUGUGUCACUUACCAAUUGUAUGCGAAGAUAAAAAUAUUCCAUACUGCUACACACCUUCCAGACAAGACAUUGGUGCUGCUAUGGGUGUGAAAAGAGGCAGUCUUAUGGUACUUAUUAAGGAACACGAAGAAUAUAAAGAACUUUAUGAUGAAAUUAAAACUGCGAUGAUAACAUUAUCAGCACCACUAUAGAUAUAUAUUUAACCAUUUGUAUUUUUAAUCACUUUGUAAAUAGAAUAGAUUCAUGUAUCCUUAAGAGAGAGAAGAGUAUUGUAUCAGAGACUGUAAUUUUUUAUACACAUAUCUUUCAUUAUUAUAAUGUAACCUAUUUGUUAUAUAGGUGGCAAGUUUUUUAAUACAGAUCACUAUAGAAUAAAAGAAUCUAAAAAAGAAAUAGAAAUAAAACUUUUCUAAUUUAA
Messenger RNA from Bombus terrestris (buff-tailed bumblebee), 718 nucleotides. RefSeq names its product H/ACA ribonucleoprotein complex subunit 2-like protein (gene NHP2). Gene Ontology annotation, cellular component: box H/ACA snoRNP complex. Gene Ontology annotation, molecular function: box H/ACA snoRNA binding. Gene Ontology annotation, biological process: rRNA pseudouridine synthesis; snRNA pseudouridine synthesis. The record is from RefSeq and is a predicted model, not a curated record. NCBI's taxonomy places the organism in Eukaryota, Metazoa, Arthropoda, Insecta, Hymenoptera, Apidae. The coding region runs from base 18 to 491 and encodes 157 amino acids. The transcript is spliced from 3 exons.